GGUCCAUCCAGACCUCACUCCCGCACCGCACGCUCUCUCCCGCAACAGAACCCACGCCAAUUCCGCCCAAACCCCGCCGGACUCUCGCCGCGAUCCGCCCCCGCCGCCGCAGAUGCAGACACUCACAGCGUCGACCUCGGUCUCCUCCAUACAGCGGCACCGGCCGCGCCCCGCCGGCCGGUCCAGCUCGGUCAGCUUCACCGCCCGCGCCGUCAGCUCCGUGCCGCGCGCGCCCUCCGGCGCCGCCCGCGCGCCGGCCCCGUCCCAGUUCGUGCGCGGCGCCGAUGCCAAGCCCCUCAUUGCCGUCCCCAAGGCGCCCGCGGUGGAGAGGCAGGAGAAGAAGCUCAACUUCUUCCAGCGCGCGGCGGCCACGGCGCUCGACGCCUUCGAGGAGGGCUUCGUGGCCAACGUGCUGGAGCGCCCCCACGGCCUCUCCAGGACGGUCGACCCCGCGGUGCAGAUCGCCGGCAACUUCGCGCCCGUCGGGGAGACCCCGCCCGUGCACGCGCUGCCGGUCACCGGCCGCAUCCCCCCGUUCAUCAACGGCGUGUACGCCCGCAACGGCGCCAACCCGCGCUUCGACCCCGUCGCCGGCCACCACCUGUUCGACGGCGACGGCAUGGUGCACGCCCUGCGGAUCCGCAACGGCGUCGCCGAGACGUACGCCUCCCGCUUCACCGAGACGGAGCGCCUGCAGCAGGAGCGCGCGCUCGGCCGCCCGAUGUUCCCCAAGGCCAUCGGCGAGCUGCACGGCCACUCCGGGAUCGCGCGCCUUGCUCUGUUCUACGCGCGCGCGGCCUGCGGCCUCAUCGACCCCUCGCGCGGCACCGGCGUGGCCAACGCCGGCCUCGUCUACUUCAACGGCCACCUCCUGGCCAUGUCCGAGGACGACAUCCCGUACCACGUCCGCGUCACCGACGACGGCGACCUCCAGACCGUCGGCCGCUACGACUUCGACGGGCAGCUCGAGUGCCCCAUGAUCGCGCACCCGAAACUCGACCCCGCCACCGGGGAGCUCCACGCGCUCAGCUACGACGUCAUCAAGAAGCCCUACCUCAAGUACUUCUACUUCGCGGCCGACGGCACCAAGUCGGCCGACGUCGAGAUCCCGCUGGACCAGCCCACCAUGAUCCACGACUUCGCCAUCACCGAGAAUUACGUGGUGGUGCCCGACCACCAGGUGGUGUUCAAGCUGCAAGAGAUGCUCCGCGGCGGCUCGCCCGUGGUGCUCGACAAGGAGAAGACGUCCCGCUUCGGCGUGCUGCCCAAGUGCGCGGCGGACGCGUCGGAGAUGGUGUGGGUGGACGUGCCGGACUGCUUCUGCUUCCACCUCUGGAACGCGUGGGAGGAGGAGGAGACCGAGGAGGUGGUGGUGAUCGGCUCCUGCAUGACCCCCGCCGACUCCAUCUUCAACGAGUCGGACGAGUGCCUCGAGAGCGUGCUCACGGAGAUCCGCCUCAACACCCGCACCGGCGAGUCCACGCGGCGGCCCAUCCUGGCGCUGUCGGAGCAGGUGAACCUGGAGGUCGGCAUGGUGAACUCCAACCUGCUGGGCCGCAAGACGCGGUACGCCUACCUGGCCGUGGCCGAGCCGUGGCCCAAGGUGUCCGGCUUCGCCAAGGUGGACCUCGCCACGGGGGAGCUCACCAAGUUCGAGUACGGCGAGGGCCGGUUCGGCGGCGAGCCCUGCUUCGUGCCCAUGGACCCGGCCGCGUCCCGCGGCGAGGACGACGGGUACAUUCUCACCUUCGUUCACGACGAGGCCGCCGGCACGUCGGAGCUCCUGGUGGUCAAUGCCGCCGACAUGCGGCUGGAGGCGACCAUCCAGCUGCCGUCCCGCGUGCCGUACGGCUUCCACGGCACCUUCGUCACCGGCAAGGAGCUCGAAUCCCAGGCCUGAGCCGAUCGAGCCCCCGCCGCGCUUGCCGCCUCCACGUUUCCCGGAGGACGGCAAGAAGCAGAGGAGGAGAUGGAAAGAGGAAGUCGCCAGAGGGAGCCUCGCCUUAGGCAUAGGAGAUCCCCGGAAUCUUCCCUUCCAUUCCCCCCUGCGCCUGCAGUUAGCUCACACUAGUACGUAGUUGGUCUCUGUUCAUAUUCAGUUAGCUCACACUUGCUUCAGUCCACACCAAGGUAAUUAAGUAGCGCUUGUAGUAAAACCUAGCUGUCACUCAUGGUGGCACAGGGGAGUGAGGAUUAGAGAUAGAGAGAGGAAGAGGGGUCCAGCUCGUAGCUGCUCUGCCGGUGCUUGCUUCUACAGAGCGACCGUAGCUCAGCUGGUGCCCGCUGCUAGUUACUGUACAAUAUAUUGUUCUUCAUUUCAUCACACGGGUUGGUAUAUGUAUGUACAAAAUAUGCUCCGGUUGUUGUCACACACUGUUCAGUGUCGACUGCUGUUGCCUAUGCUAUGCUUGCCACCACCCGGUCGCUGCCGGUGUUGUUGGCCCGCGUGUGUGCAUUUGUUGAUAUUAUGAUAAUGAUAUGGCGAUUGUGCUGA
Molecule: messenger RNA, 2494 nt
Organism: Triticum aestivum (bread wheat)
Lineage: Eukaryota; Viridiplantae; Streptophyta; Magnoliopsida; Poales; Poaceae
Product: 9-cis-epoxycarotenoid dioxygenase NCED3, chloroplastic
Exons: 1
Coding region: 113-1900 (595 amino acids)
Biological process (GO): carotene catabolic process
Cellular component (GO): chloroplast stroma
Molecular function (GO): carotenoid dioxygenase activity
Source: RefSeq, a predicted model, not a curated record